Messenger RNA from Zingiber officinale, 1336 nucleotides. Its product is annotated as WASP homolog-associated protein with actin, membranes and microtubules-like. Lineage: Eukaryota; Viridiplantae; Streptophyta; Magnoliopsida; Zingiberales; Zingiberaceae. The coding region runs from base 479 to 892 and encodes 137 amino acids. The transcript is spliced from 4 exons. The record is from RefSeq and is a predicted model, not a curated record.
CUGACAACAAUAUAAAAUAAUGGAAUCCACGAGAUGUAUCAGCCACGAUAGAGCUGGCUGGGCUUCUUUUCAUCCUGUUCGAGACUGAUGGCUUCUUGCAUUGGCAACCUGCAACCAUCCUUACUUGCAAGCAGCAACAGAAAGAAAGAUGGAUGCUGGGGAGAAACUACCAGACGAAGUCCGAGCUAGAGGAUGAAUAAGAACCAAAGUAGAGCAUUAUAGUGCAACCUCACUCAUGGAGUUGUGGUUAAAAGGUGCUUCUUUUGCGCCUAAAGCGAGUGCCAGCCACACCACAGGGAGAGUGGCAACAAAAAGCCAGCAGCAGCCAUCCAUCAUCCCUGGCACUGGCAUGCACCUACCAACUUUUUGACAUGACACCGUCUCCUUCCUCGCUCUUCCCUUUCCCUCCUUCCUUUUACAGUCCACCGCUUGUCUUCUUCCCUCCUCUUCCCUGCAAUCCGACCUUCACACAAACGCCAUGAUCCUGUCGACUUCAGGAGAAGACAGUGAGAGCACCUCCUCGCUGUGCUCCUGCUACGCACCCAUCACGCUGCACAACAGCAAGAGCAGUGAGGGGAGGGAGGGCAACAGGGCCACCGCCCGUGUCAACGGCCAUGGCGCUGAUCCUGUCGACCAACAACUGCCCCCUCCUCCUCCUCCUCCUCCUCCUCCUCCUCCUCUUCCUUCUCCUUUGAAGAGCAACCUUAAGAAGCCAAUCAGGGAGGAAGAGCAGCGGCCGCAACAGGUGAUGGUGAGGGAUGGAAGAAGGAAAGUUAGCUGGCCUGAUGCCCAUGGCAGAGACCUUGCUCAUGUCCAAGUGUUCCAUUCAAGUGCGCCGGAGGAAGGGGAAUUUGCAGUGGCAGGGAAAUCUUGCAUUUGCAAUAUUCAAUGAUGGAGGUUAUCCAAAGAGAUUGCUGCUCUCUGGAUAGGAGGUGGAAAUAAUCUCAAACUCUACUUGGCAAAACAGCUAGCAGAAGCUUUGUCAUGGUGAACUCCUUCAUCAACCACCAGAAGAUCAUAACAGCAAAUAAAGAGACAAAUUAAGAAGCUUGUGCUGGUGUUUCUAGCUUGUUUACUUUUAAAGCCAUGAUUAUCAGUUUUCACUUCGAGCAGGGAAAAGGAGCAGCUGAAAGAACUCGACUCUUGACUUGAUAACUGGGGAUUGAUUGUAGAGGUGUUGAUUGAACCAUUUGUUGCUUGUAAAUGAUGUAUGUAGUUGACAGGAUCACUAAUACACAUCUGAUCUGCUCAUGCUUUUGAUGUGUUUUAGUUUUAGAAUGAUGAUUUGGAAAACAAUAUUACUUGUAACAAAGGUGGUAUGCUUCUACAUCUUAAA